AUGGGGGUAUUAUGGCUGGCCAGGUUCAUGCUGGGAUGUACAGCAGUUAUGUAUGUGGAACAAGCCCAGGGUCAAUAUGAAGGGGACUUGCAGACAGACAGAUUUGCAGGCUACGAGGAAAGACAGCCAGCAAACAGAGUGAGAAGAAGAGGCCAAGACACUUUGCGAGGACCCAAUGUCUGUGGCUCGAGGUUCCACUCCUACUGCUGCCCCGGCUGGAAAACGCUGCCCGGAGGGAACCAGUGCAUUGUCCCAAUUUGCAGGAAUUCUUGUGGUGAUGGAUUUUGUUCACGGCCAAACAUGUGUACGUGCUCCAAUGGACAACUUUCUCCCAACUGUGGCUCAGCUGGAGUCCAAACCUGCAACGUGAGAUGCAUGAAUGGUGGGAGCUGCAACGAGGAGUCCUGCCUCUGCCAGAAGGGCUACACUGGGACAUACUGUGGACAGCCUGUGUGUGAAAACGGCUGUCAGAAUGGAGGUCGGUGCAUCGGACCAAACCGUUGUGCUUGUGUCUAUGGAUUCACGGGUCCCCAGUGUGAGAGAGACUAUCGUACUGGUCCCUGCUUCAGCCAAGUAAAUAACCAGAUGUGCCAGGGCCAACUCAGCGGGAUCGUCUGCACCAAGACCAUGUGUUGUGCCACCAUUGGACGGGCCUGGGGUCACCCAUGUGAGAUGUGCCCUGCCCAACCUCACCCCUGCCGCCGAGGUUUCAUUCCCAACAUUCGUACUGGAGCCUGCCAAGAUGUGGAUGAAUGUCAAGCCAUUCCUGGCCUCUGUCAAGGUGGUAACUGCAUCAACACAGUGGGUUCUUAUGAGUGCAAAUGCCCAGCGGGACACAAGCAGAGCGAGACCAGCCACAGAUGUGAAGAUGUGGAUGAGUGUGGCGCAAUCGCUGGCGUGUGUGAUGGCGGCGAGUGCACCAACACAGCGGGCAGCUACGUGUGCACGUGUCCCCGUGGUUUCAUGACCAGCCCUGAUGGAUCACGCUGCAUUGACCAGCGGAUUGGGACGUGUUUCUCUGCUCUGAUUGGGGGCCGCUGUGCUGGGGACCUCCCUGGCCAGUACACCAAGAUGCAGUGCUGCUGUGACUCAGGGCGUUGCUGGGCCAUUGGCCAGACUCCAGAGAUGUGCCCUGUCCGGGGGUCUGAUGAGUACCGCAGGCUUUGCAUCGAAGGACUCCCAGUCGUGCCAGGGUUCCCUGGGAGCUUUCCAGGAAUUCCUGGAUUCGGGCCCAAUGGUGUUGGGCCGGGACUCAAUGGGCCCGGAGGCAUCGGACCAAAUGGGGCAAAUGGACAAGGCGGGAUCCCAGGUCUGCCUGGAAUGGGCCCAGGAAGUUCAAGCAUUGGAACCGCCACUUUGAAUCAGACCAUCGACAUCUGCAAGCAUUUCACUAACCUCUGCCUGAACGGACGCUGCAUCCCCACCCCGUCCAGCUACCGCUGCGAGUGCAACAUGGGCUACAAGCAGGACGUGCGCGGAGAGUGCAUUGAUGUGGAUGAGUGCUCCAGCAGCCCCUGCGUGCACGGCGACUGCGUGAACACACCUGGCUCCUACCACUGCAAGUGUCACGAAGGCUUCCAGAGCACCCCCACAAAGCAGGCUUGCAUCGAUAUUGAUGAGUGCAUCAUGAAUGGAGUGAUGUGUAGGAACGGCCGCUGCGUUAACACCGAUGGCAGCUUCCAGUGUAUCUGCAACGCUGGCUUUGAAAUCACCCCCGAUGGCAAGAACUGCGUUGAUCACGAUGAAUGCGCCACGACCAACAUGUGCCUCAAUGGGAUGUGUAUCAAUGAGGACGGCAGCUUCAAAUGCAUCUGCAAGCCCGGUUUUGUGCUGGCUCCCAACGGGCGGUACUGUGUCGACAUCGACGAGUGCGAGACACCGGGAAUCUGUAUGAACGGCUGGUGCAUUAACACCGAGGGCUCCUUCCGCUGCGAGUGCCUCGGGGGCCUGGCGAUCGGGGUGGACGGCCGAGUCUGUGUGGACACUCACAUGCGCAGCACCUGCUAUGGAGGCAUUAAAAAGGGCACGUGCGCUCGUCCCUUUCCGGGAGCAGUCACCAAGUCCGAGUGCUGCUGUGCUAACCCAGACCAUGGCUUCGGAGAGCCCUGCCAACCCUGUCCGGCCAAAAACUCUGCUGAAUUCCAGGCUCUCUGCAGCAGCGGCAUUGGAAUAACAGCUGACGGGAGAGACAUCAAUGAAUGUGCCCUCAACCCAGACAUCUGCCCCAACGGCAUGUGCGAGAACCUGCGUGGGAGCUACCGCUGCAUCUGCAACCUGGGCUACGAGUCGGAUCCCACGGGCAAGAACUGCGUGGACGUUGAUGAAUGCACUGUCAACCGUUUGCUGUGCGACAAUGGACUGUGCCGCAACACACCCGGCAGCUACACCUGCACCUGCCCCAAGGGCUUUGUCUUCAGGACGGAGACAGAUACCUGUGAAGAUAUCAACGAGUGCACCUCUAACCCUUGUGUGAACGGCGUCUGCAGGAACAACGCCGGCUCCUUUGCUUGUGAGUGCUCCCCAGGGAGCAAGCUGGACCCCAGCGGCACCAUCUGCGUGGACAGCAUGAAAGGCACGUGCUGGCUCAACAUCCAGGACGGGCGUUGCGAGGUGAACAUCAACGGGGCCACGCUGAAGUCGGAGUGCUGUGCCACGCUGGGGGCAGCGUGGGGCAGCCCCUGCGAGCGCUGUGAGAUCGAUACCGCCUGUCCCCGGGGAUAUGCUAGGAUGAAGGGGGUCACAUGUGAAGAUGUAAAUGAAUGCGAGGUCUUCCCUGGCGUCUGCCCAAACGGACGCUGUGUGAACACAGCUGGAUCCUUUCGGUGCGAGUGUCCAGAAGGUCUGACCCUUGACGGCACUGCUAGGACGUGUGUGGAUGUGCGUGUGGAACAGUGCUACAUGAAAUGGGAUGAAGAUGAGUGCACGGAGCCUCUGCCAGGCAAGUACCGGAUCGACAUGUGCUGCUGUUCAGUGGGCUCAGCCUGGGGCAUCGACUGUGAAGAAUGUCCCAAGGUCGGCUCCAGCGAGUACAAGGCCAUCUGCCCAAGAGGACCUGGCUUUGCCAACCGAGGAGACGUACUUUCAGGAAGACCCUUCUACAAAGAUGUGAAUGAAUGUAAGGUCUUCUCUGGCCUCUGCACUCAUGGGACCUGUCGAAACACCAUCGGCAGCUUCAGGUGUAUCUGUGGCAAUGGUUUUGCUUUGGAUGCUGAGGAAAGAAACUGCACAGACAUCGAUGAGUGCCGCAUCUCACCAGACCUGUGUGGCCACGGCACCUGUGUCAACACGCCAGGCAGCUUCGAGUGCGAGUGCUUCGAAGGCUACGAGAGUGGCUUCAUGAUGAUGAAGAACUGCAUGGAUAUCAAUGAGUGUGAGCGGGACCCACUGCUGUGCCGAGGUGGGAUCUGCAUGAACACAGACGGCAGCUUUGAAUGCAUCUGCCCCCCCGGACAUGAGCUGACUUCCGAAGGGAACACUUGCAUAGAUAUCAACGAAUGCUCCCUUAGUGACAACCUGUGUCGCAACGGACGCUGCGUCAAUGUCAUUGGUACCUACCAGUGCGCGUGUGAUUCGGGCUUCCAGGCCACACUGGACAGGCAGGGCUGUGUCGACAUUGAUGAGUGCACCAUAACCAAUGGCGGCUGUGACACACACUGCUCCAACUCGGAGGGCAGCUACGAGUGCAGCUGCAGCGAAGGCUACGCAUUGAUGCCGGACAAGAGAUCGUGUGCAGAUAUUGAUGAAUGUGAGGAUAAUCCCGACAUCUGUGAUGGUGGGCAGUGCACUAACAUCCCUGGGGAGUACCGCUGCCUCUGCUUCGAUGGCUUCAUGGCAUCCCUGGACAUGAAGACCUGUAUUGAUGUGAACGAAUGUGAUCUCAAUCCCAACAUCUGCCUGCACGGCGAGUGUGAAAACACAAAGGGUUCCUUCAUCUGUCACUGCCAGCUGGGCUACUUCGUCAAGAAGGGAACCACAGGCUGCACAGACAUUGAUGAAUGCGAGAUCGGGGCUCACAACUGCGACAUGCACGCCUCCUGCAUCAACGUGCCCGGGAGCUUCAAAUGCAAGUGUCGCACAGGCUGGCUUGGAGAUGGGCUGAAGUGCAACGACCUGGACGAGUGUGCAACUGAAGAGCACAAGUGCAACCUGAAUGCCAACUGCGUCAACACACCGGGCUCCUACCGCUGCGCCUGCCGAGAAGGCUUCAACGGGGAUGGCUUCUCCUGCUCAGAUGUGGACGAGUGUGCGGACAAUGUGAACCUGUGUGAGAAUGGACAGUGUCUCAAUGCACCGGGAGGUUACCGCUGCGAGUGUGAGAUGGGCUUCAAUCCCACAGAGGACAGCAAGGCCUGCCAGGACAUCGACGAAUGCACCUUCCAGAAUAUCUGUGUCUUUGGGACCUGCCAGAACCUGCCUGGGAUGUUCCGCUGCGCCUGUGAUGAUGGCUAUGAACUGGACAGGAGUGGAGGCAACUGCACAGACAUCAAUGAAUGUGCAGACCCCGUCAACUGUAUCAACGGCCUGUGUGUCAACACCCCUGGCAGCUACCUGUGCAACUGUCCCCAGGACUUCGAGCUGAACCCCACCGGUGUGGGCUGUGUGGAUACCCGGGUCGGGAACUGCUUCCUGGACACCCAGGAUCGAGGAGAUGGGGGCAUCUCCUGCAGCGCAGAGAUUGGAGUUGGGGUCACUCGGGCAUCCUGCUGCUGCUCGCUGGGUCGUGCGUGGGGCAACCCCUGCGAGCUUUGUCCUCCAGCCAACACGACCGAGUACAAGACCUUGUGCCCUGGCGGGGAAGGUUUCCGACCCAACCCCAUCACUGUCAUCCUGGAAGAUAUCGACGAGUGCCAGGAGCUGCCGGGCCUCUGCCAGGGCGGCAACUGCGUGAACACUUUUGGCAGCUUCCAGUGUGAGUGCCCCCUUGGCUACUACCUCAACGAGGACACACGCAUCUGUGAAGAUAUCGAUGAGUGCUCUGCUCACAUUGGGAUCUGCGGCCCUGGGACCUGCUACAACACCCUCGGCAACUACACCUGCGUGUGUCCCCCUGAGUACAUGCAAGUCAACGGUGGAAAUAACUGCAUGGACAUGAGGAAGAGCGUGUGCUAUCGCAACUACAACGACACGUGUGAGAACGAGCUCUCCUUCAACAUGACCAAGAAGAUGUGCUGCUGCUCCUACAACAUCGGCAAGGCUUGGAACAAGCCGUGUGAGCCCUGCCCCACACCAGCCAGCCCCGAGUACCAGAUCCUGUGUGGGAACCAGGCCCCCGGGUUCAUCAUCGACAUCCACACGGGGAAGCCGAUCGAUAUUGAUGAGUGCAGUGAGAUCCCCGCUAUCUGCACGAACGGUGUCUGCAUCAACCAAAUCGGCAGCUUCAGGUGCGAGUGUCCCAUUGGAUUCAGCUAUAACAACAUCCUGCUCAUCUGCGAAGACAUCGAUGAGUGCAGCAGUGGGGAGAACCUCUGCCAGCGCAACGCCGACUGCAUCAACAUCCCGGGCAGUUACAGGUGCGAAUGCUCAACCGGAUACAAGCUGUCGCCUAGCGGAGCCUGCGUGGGUCGCAACGAAUGCCAGGAGAUCCCCAACGUCUGCAGCCAUGGGGACUGCGUUGACACCGAGGGCAGCUAUGUCUGCAUCUGCCACAACGGCUUCAAGGCCACGGGGGAGCAGACCAUGUGCAUGGAUAUCGACGAGUGUGACCGACAGCCCUGUGGAAACGGGACCUGCAAGAACACAGUUGGCUCCUACAACUGCCUCUGCUUCCCUGGCUUUGAGCUAACGCACAAUAACGACUGCAUGGACAUUGAUGAGUGUUCAUCCCUGGUGGGGCAGGUGUGUCGAAACGGGCAGUGCAUCAACAGCAUCGGCUCCUUCCAGUGCUUGUGCCAAGAGGGGUAUGACCGGACCCCUGAUGGGAAGAACUGUGUAGACAUCAACGAGUGCGUGAGCCUGCCUGGGACCUGCUCCCCGGGCACCUGCCAGAACCUGGAGGGCUCCUUCCGCUGUAUCUGCCCCCCUGGGUACGAGGUGCAGAACGACAACUGCAUCGAUAUCAAUGAGUGUGAAGAGGAGCCCAACAUCUGCCUCUUCGGGACAUGCACCAAUACCCCUGGCAGCUUCCAGUGUGUCUGUCCUCCGGGCUUUGUGUUGUCUGAUAACGGCCGACGGUGCUUUGAUACUCGCCAGAGCUUCUGCUUCACUCGCUUUGACAACGGAAAGUGCUCUGUCCCCAAGGCCUUCAACACCACCAAGGCUCGGUGUUGCUGCAGCAAGAUGCCAGGAGAAGGCUGGGGAGACCCCUGUGAGCUGUGCCCGCAGGAAGGAAACGUUGCCUUCCAGGAGCUAUGUCCAUAUGGCCAUGGAGCCAUCCCAGGCCCAGGUGACACCCGAGAAGAUGUUAAUGAGUGCUCAGAGAACCUGGGUGUCUGCAUAAACGGAGCCUGCAUCAACACUGAUGGGUCCUUCCGCUGCGAGUGCCCCUUUGGGUACAACCUGGACUACACAGGAGUCAACUGUGUGGAUACCGACGAGUGCUCCAUUGGCAACCCCUGUGGCAACGGCACCUGCACCAAUGUGGUGGGAGGCUUCGAGUGCGCCUGUGAUGAAGGCUUUGAGCCAGGUCCCAUGAUGACAUGCGAAGAUAUCAAUGAGUGCGCGCUGAACCCUCUGCUCUGUGCCUUCCGCUGCAUCAACACCUUUGGCUCCUACGAGUGCACCUGCCCCUCUGGAUACGCCCUCCGAGAAGACAGGAGAAUGUGCAGAGAUCUGGAUGAGUGUGCAGAGGGAUUGCACGACUGCGAGUCUCGAGGGAUGCUGUGCAAGAAUCUCAUUGGCACCUUCAUGUGCAUCUGCCCCCCAGGAAUGCAACGCAGGCCCGAUGGAGAGGGCUGCACAGAUGAGAACGAGUGUCGCACCAAGCCUGGAAUCUGCCCCAACGGCCGCUGCAUCAACACGGUGGGAAGUUACCGCUGUGACUGCAAUGAAGGUUUUGAAGUCAGUCCCUCUGGCACAGAGUGUAUUGACACCCGCCAAGGAUUCUGCUUCACUGAAGUACUGCAAACCAUGUGCCAGAUGUCCUCCACCAACCGCAACCUGGUCACCAAAUCUGAGUGCUGCUGCAACAGCGGGCGCAGCUGGGGCCCCCAGUGUGAGCUCUGCCCCCUUCCUGGAACCGCCCAGUACAAGAAAAUGUGUCCUCAUGGACCAGGGUACUCCACUGAUGGGAGAGACAUCGACGAGUGCAAGGUUCUGCCCAACCUCUGCAAGAACGGACAGUGCAUCAACAGCAUCGGCUCCUUCCGCUGCCACUGCAGGCUGGGCUACACCGCGGAUAUCACGGGCACAGCCUGCGUGGAUUUGGAUGAGUGUAACCAGUCCCCUAAGCCAUGUAACUUCAUCUGCAAGAACACAGAAGGCAGCUACCAAUGCUCCUGCCCCCGAGGGUACAUUCUGCAAGAAGAUGGGAAGAUCUGCAAAGACUUGGAUGAAUGUGCCACCAAGCAGCACAACUGCCAGUUCCUCUGUGUGAACAUUAUCGGAGGAUUCAACUGCAAGUGCCCUCCAGGCUUCACUCAGCACCACUCCUCCUGCAUCGACAAUAAUGAGUGCACAGCUCAGCCCUCUCUGUGUGGAGCCAAAGGACAGUGUCUGAACACGCCAGGCAGCUACAACUGCGAGUGCCAGAAAGGAUUCUCCCUGGACAGCUCUGGUGUCAACUGCGAAGAUGUGGACGAGUGCGAUGGAAACCAUCGGUGCCAGCAUGGCUGCCAGAACGUGCUGGGAGGCUACCGCUGCGGCUGUCCACAGGGCUACGUGCAGCACUACCAGUGGAAUCAGUGUGUGGAUGAAAACGAGUGCUCCAGCCCCACCGCCUGCGGCUCUGCCUCCUGCUACAACACUCUGGGAAGCUUCAAGUGCGUCUGCCCAUCUGGCUUCGAUUUUGACCAAGCCUUUGGUGGGUGCCAGGACGUGGAUGAAUGCUCAGCAGGCGGCAGCCCCUGCAGUUACGGCUGCUCCAACACAGACGGAGGCUAUCUCUGCGGCUGUCCCGGCGGCUACUUCCGAGCAGGGCAAGGACACUGUAUUUCUGGCUUGGGUUUUGGGAAAGGUUCCUACCUUCCUGCUCCCCAAGAAGAAGAUGAAGACAACCUGCUCUCCCCUGAAACCUGCUAUGAGUGCAAGAUAAACGGCUACCCCAAGAGGGGUCGGCAGCGACGCAGUGUCAAUGGCACUGAGAAGCACCAGGAUCAUACUGUGAACUUGGCCAGCAUGGAUGUGGAUGCUCCUCUGUCCAUGAUGCUGAACCUCUCUGACCUGGCUCACAAGGAGCACAUCCUGGAGCUCCUGCCCGCUGUGGAGCCCCUGGAGAACCGUGUGCGGUACCUGAUUUCCCAUGGGAAUGAGGAUGGCUACUUCCGCAUCCACCAAAAGGAGGGGCUCAGCUACCUGCACCUCGGCCGCAAGAAAAUAGUGCCCGGCACCUACCUGCUGGAAAUCGUGAGCGUGCCCCUGUACCGCAAGAGGGAACUGCAGAAACUAGAGGCCAAGAACCACCUCAACUACUUAGCAGGGGAGCUGGGCCAAGCACUGAGGAUGAAGCUCCAGCUCCAGCUCUACUAACGUCCAUGAGAUCCACCCACCCAACCGACAGUACAGUCCUUAGCCUUGCCAUCCACACCUGGAAACAACUGCCUCUUCUCUCGCUGCACCCCCUGCCACCGCCUCCCCCACUGCACUGUACGACCGAUGGGAAAUGUCCCGCCGGGCUCAGCCCUCA
This is a messenger RNA of Chroicocephalus ridibundus (black-headed gull), 8779 nucleotides long. It is a transcript of the gene FBN3, whose product is annotated as fibrillin 3. NCBI's taxonomy places the organism in Eukaryota, Metazoa, Chordata, Aves, Charadriiformes, Laridae. The coding region runs from base 1 to 8622 and encodes 2873 amino acids. The transcript has 64 exons. The record is from RefSeq and is a predicted model, not a curated record. Gene Ontology annotation, molecular function: calcium ion binding.